Molecule: messenger RNA, 1304 nt
Organism: Rhododendron vialii
Lineage: Eukaryota; Viridiplantae; Streptophyta; Magnoliopsida; Ericales; Ericaceae
Product: beta-glucuronosyltransferase GlcAT14A-like
Exons: 2
Coding region: 78-698 (206 amino acids)
Cellular component (GO): membrane
Molecular function (GO): glucuronosyltransferase activity
Source: RefSeq, a predicted model, not a curated record
GUCUUAAAAAGCUAAAGAGAACAAGGCGUAAUUAUAGUGUACGUGCAUGCAUGAAUUGAAUUUUUGUACUUGUAAAUAUGUACAGGAAUAUGAGGGCAAAACCAUUAAUUGUUGAUUCAGGGUUGGAUAUGGCAAAGAAAGCUGGUAUUUUAACGACUACGCAGCAAAGAAGCGUGCCGACGGCCUUCGAGCUCGUUACAGGUUCUGCUUGGAUGGCACUUUCUCGUCCAUUCAUCGACUUCUGCAUAUGGGAAUGGGACAAUUUACCUCGAACGGUUCUCAUGUACUAUGCGAAUUUCAUAUCCUCCCCAGAAGGUUAUUUCCACACAGUCGUUUGUAACGCGGAAGAAUUCCGCAACGCCACUGUGAAUAGCGACCUCCACUUCGUAUCUUGGGACAACCCUCCCAAGCAGCACCCCCAGUACCUCACCGUCAAGCACAUGGCAAAGAUGGUGGCCAGUAAUGCCCCGUUUGCUAGAAAAUUCCACAUGGAUGAUCCGGUGCUCGACAAGAUCGAUUCUGAACUGUUGUUUCGCGGUCAAGACAUGGUGGUCCCCGGUGGGUGGUGCAUGAGAAGCAGGGAAAAUGGGACCGAUCCUUGCUCUGUAGUGGGUGAUACCACAUUCAUCCGUCCUACUGCUGGUGCAAAACGGCUGCAAAUGUUGAUAAAUUCGCUGUUAUCAAGUGAUAAAUUCUGACCGAGGCAGUGCAAAUAACAAAUAGCUAUUCAAAAGGCAGUUCUCAUUUCAAUACGCCAAUACACAUAAUGAACCAAUGAUACAGGGGAAGAUGGCACAAUAAGGUAAUUAGAAGUAGAACUUGUGCAGUUAAGGAAGGAGUGCUGAGAGAGUACCAAUUCGACUUGUAGGCUAGAGCUAAGUCAUGGGCGGGUGCGGAGGUAGGAGAGUGAAAACGUCUUUGAUCAAAAGCCUCCCAAACAACUAAAAUUAGUGAGUGCAAUGGUUGAAAGCGCCAGCUCACAUCAAGGAUUGAGUGCGGGAGUGAAGACCAUUUUGAAGGAAUAUGUAACUAAGGGCUAGAGGCAAUGAAGUGGCUUUGGUUUGCUGCUAAGAUAAAGUCAGUAUGUGAUGUUCGUUCGAAUAGUCCCAACUUUAUUUCUUCUAAAGAGAGUAUGAAUUGUAUUCUGUUCGUUGGGCAAUCUCAUCGUGUGGCGCGCGUUGAACGGUGUAAAACGUUGUAUCCUGUAAAGAGAAGUUGUUUGAAACCUCAACCACCACUCGGGAGUAAUGCUAACAAUUCUGUAAUUUGAGUGUAGAAAGUUAUGAAGUCUCACAGAUGUCCGU